AUGCCAGCACAGAAAAUACCCGCGACAUCCAAGAUAUUCCAGCCUCUCAAGGUCGGUAGAAUUACGCUGCCUCAUCGCAUAGUGAUGGCACCACUUUCACGAUAUCGCAACAGCGAUGACCAUGUGCCUCUAAAUAUGGCAGUCGAGUACUACUCCGACCGAGCGGCCGUCCCUGGGACGCUCAUUAUAAGCGAAGCAACAGCAAUAUCUCAAGACGAUGAGACUGAUCCCAAUGGUCCUGGUAUUUGGAGUGAUAAGGAGAUUGCCCAGUGGAAGCGCAUAAUCAGCGCCGUACAUGCUAGGGGUGGCUAUUUUAUACAGCAGAUCUGGAGCCUAGGCCGCGCAGGUGACGCACAAUUUGCGCGUUCCAAGGGCAUUAAAUACGCAUCGAGCAGCGAGAGUCCCAUGGAGGGUUCUGAUAUAACGCCUGAGGAACUGACUGAGGAGGAAAUAUGGGUCAAAAUUGACAGUUUUGCCCAAGCUGCGAAAACAGCCAUUGCCGCAGGGGCAGAUGGCGUUGAGCUGCACGGCGCUCACGGCUACUUAAUUGACCAAUUCACUCGGGAAUCUAUCAAUAAAAGAACGGAUAAAUGGGGUGGCUCAGUUGAGAACAGGGCACGUUUUGCCAUCGAGGCUGUCAAGGCCGUUGCUGCUGCCGUCGGGGCAGAUCGUACGGCUGUUCGUCUUAGCCCUUGGGCGACAUUCCAAGGCGCGACAUCAUCUGAUCCGCAGGCUCAGUUUCUAUACAUGUUGCGCGAGUUCAGGAGGCUGAACCUGAACCUCGGUUAUGUUCAUCUGAAGGAAGACGAGCUUGGCCAACACAACGCUUAUAGACAAAACACACUCGAGUACCUGCUGGAGGAAUGGGACAAUUGGUCGCCCGUUAUCAUUGCUGGUGGCUUUAAUGCGGAGAACGUCUUCUCAGCCGUGGAUAACCUGUAUUCCAAGUGGGAUGUGGCUGUUGCAUUUGGAAGAUAUUUUAUUUCCAAUCCCGACUUGGUAUUCCGCCUUCAGAAUGGGAUCACUCUUAGUCCCUACAAACGAGAUGGCUUUUAUGCUAAGAAAUCUCCUGUGGGAUAUAUCGACUAUCCUGUGAGCGAAGAAUUUUUGGAUGGAAGCUGGACAUGA
Messenger RNA from Trichoderma breve, 1128 nucleotides. Its product is annotated as NADH:flavin oxidoreductase / NADH oxidase family domain-containing protein. Bases 1 to 1128 code for a protein of 375 amino acids. The record is from RefSeq and is a predicted model, not a curated record. The transcript has 2 exons. Gene Ontology annotation, molecular function: FMN binding; NADPH dehydrogenase activity. NCBI's taxonomy places the organism in Eukaryota, Fungi, Ascomycota, Sordariomycetes, Hypocreales, Hypocreaceae.